Molecule: messenger RNA, 1344 nt
Organism: Mollisia scopiformis
Lineage: Eukaryota; Fungi; Ascomycota; Leotiomycetes; Helotiales; Mollisiaceae
Exons: 6
Coding region: 1-1344 (447 amino acids)
Source: RefSeq, a predicted model, not a curated record
AUGGUCUCACAACUGCAUACGGCGUCGCUCGCCAUCAUAGUUGUUUUUGAAAUCUUUGCCUCAAUAUUCUGCUUGGGUCGGCUUGCUUCGCGAUUCAUCUCGAUCAGGGCGGAGUCGUGGAGAGGUUUAAUGAUGUGGAGUGACAUAUGUAUGCUCAUUGCGUGGGCGCUGUCAGUCGGUGAAACAGUUACCAUGUACAAAGUCACACAAUUGGCUCACUUCGGUUACAAGCUCGUCGACGCCGAAAAGAUGCCAUAUAAUUAUAGAGAAUACAGUCUGGUUUCUUUUGUCAACACCCUCUUCUACAACCCAGUCUUGGGCUUGGUCAAAGCCUCCAUGAUAUUAUUGUAUCUACGUCUCGGAGGCACGAAAAAGGGGGUGCGGAUGGGAUGCUAUGUUCUGCUCUUUGUAGUGUUUGGCCAUGCGUUCGGAACUACUGUGGCGGAUUUGCUACAAUGUUUACCGAUCCGAUACAAUUGGGAUAGGCCCGCCAUGGAUCUUGCUGCACAGAAUGCGGUUGGCGCGAACCAACCAGGACUACUUCCAAACAGGAUACCAUGGCCAACGGGAUUCAAGAAUGGAGUGUAUGUUACUGGAGGUGAAUGUUUUAAUUUGGAGUACUUCCUGUUGAUAACCUCUGGAUUGAGCAUCUUCACAGAUCUCUUGAUGUUACUGAUCCCAAUAUAUAUGGUCUAUGAUCUUCAACUCACCCCAAAGAAGAAGGUUGUGGUACUGAUCGUUCUAUGCAUGGGCUUAAGUGUUACAGCAGUGGGCGCAGCGCGAUUCCAGAUACUUUACAGCGGAUACCAACCCAAUCCAAAUAAAGACAUAAACUUCAGCAUCCGUUCCACCAUCUCCCAGAUCGAGACAGACCUUGCGCUUGUCACAGGCUGCAUCCCAGAUCUCUUCCCCUUGGUCCGCCGCUGCUUCCCGAACUUCCUUCGCUCCGAACCUCGAGUACUGCCGCCGAAUCCUUAUCCCUACGAUUCUGGUUCAAACUCAGGGCUAAGAAAUAGCACCGUCUCGGAUUCCAGAAGAUCAUCCUACUCUCGUCGGGUCAAAAAGAUUCUUACACCGAAUACAUCGAAAAACAUGGAGAGCAUAGAUGAAGAAAUGGAUAUAGGGCAUGGCAUGGAGACUUUCAACUGGAGGGGAGAUAAUGUCAGGGGCGCGGAAGUGGAAGUCAAGGGUGGUGCUGACGUGGAGGUUUUUACGGUAAGUGAGGGCGCGGACAUCGAUGAUGUUAUGGGAGGGAAUGUGAAUGCGAUUGUGAAGACGACGCAAUUUACGGUCGAGGAGCAGGAUGCGGACAGCGUUUACGAGCAUAAGUGGAGUAAUGUCUGA